AUGUACAAGUACACCUACUGGUAUGAGGACGGCUCUGAAGUGAUGGGCGAUGCGGGGGAUGCCGAUGAACUCGAAGAAGAGGUGGUAGAAGAUCGUUUUGACGAUGAAAGUUUUGAAGACGCUCCCCUCUCUGAUAAUGAGUCGAACUUUGAUGAGCAAGACUUAGUGAGCGUUGAUGAUUGCGAUGUUUAUGAUAAUAUUGGCAAUCCUUUGCGAGAGCCUAGAGUUCGUCCAGCUCUGUCAACUAUCCCUGAAGAGUCUAAAAUUGACGACAUUGCAACAAGUGAAUUGAGCCAAAUUUCUCCUAAAGGUAGAUUGUCGUUUGGUUCGUGUGCAUCUACAAUAAGUCAAGCGUAUUCAAUCAAAAGUAGUGACUUCGUGUCAGGCGGGAAAGCUACCGAACUUUUGCAGAAAGAGCAAGAGUCGUUCAUGCGCGGUCAUGGCUUAUUUAUCCAGGAUGAUCCCAGGUUUGACAGGAGCCAUUUUGACAAAGAAAACAGUUGGGAGCCCAGUGUACUAUCAUCCUUUAACCAUGGUAAUGAAACAUGUAGUCCACAAUCGGCUCCAGCUCUCGAGCAGAAUCCUGAUGCAGUCCGAGAAUCAAACCUCGCGCAAGCAAAUUGCACUGCUGAUGAAAAAGCCGUGGAAAAUGAUGCUUCUUGUUCCGCUCCACCCGAAGCCAAGUAUAAUUCUGCACAGUCUACAAGCGAAAAACAGAUUGCCGAGCCGGUUACUGAUGCCAGACCACUCAACCCAUCACAAGUGCAAAAUUUUCUGAACUUUGCAUCUGGGUCUACACCGCAACGGAGUCAGGCGAAACAGUCGCUUUUGGAAAACAACAGCUCACCGGCGCCAACAAGCGAUUCUUCUGUUGUUGUGAAGACAAGCACACCUGUUUCUGUGUUGUCGUCACGUAAAGUACGUCGCGAUUUUGAGAGGAAAGUCCAGGAUAUAUCAGUGAUCAAAGCUGAUGAUGCACCUCAAGCAGCCAAAGAAACAUCGCACCCUGCAGGAAAUGUUUCAUCCGCUGAUACGACGACGGAUACUACAAUGGUGUCCGUUGGGCGAGUUGAAAGUAUGCUUAAGCAUAUGAAAUGUGGAUCUCCAAACACUAUGAUGCAAGAACUGGAGCUUCGAAUCAAAAACCAAGUGAACCUAAAAAAACCGCGUGCUUUUCUUCCACCUUUACCUCCAAGGCUACAAGGUAAUGCCGAUGUUCCCAAAAUAUCAAGAUUUUCAUUUGUGGAGAAAGCUAACUCACGUGCAGACAUCGAAGGAGAGCGGGAAGUCAUUGUUGACAGAUCCAAGCAAUCCUCAUCAUCGAAUAUUUUUCGCCACUCAGCUGAUCUAUCCAAACCACUUCCUGAAAUCGUUGAUGUUUCCAGGGUAUUAUCUUCCACACAGGUGAACUCUCGAUUGAAUGCGACAAGCCAACGAGAUGAGAAUAUUCAAAAGGCUAUUGUAAUCAAGCCAGAGGAAAUGGCAAUGCGCGAUGAGCAGAACUGUCGGCCGCAAUCCACGAGAUCCAGUAGUUCGUUGUCAACUGUCACCAACGCUCGCAGCACUUCGCAAAUGAGCUCAGAGGGCACUAGAAGGUCUGUGCUUUUCAUUCCUCAACACGAGGUUGCCUUUGGUUGCAUUGCCAUAGGAGAUACUGCCAUAGCCUCUGUUGAUGUGAGGAACCGUACCGAUCAUCCAUUGCGAAUAAGAGCAAAGCUGAACAAUCCAGGAAAUGUUUUUACGCUUCUGGACAGUCAAAUCAUCCUGCUAGAUGCUCAGCGCUCUACAACACUACGAAUUGAGUUCUGUGCCACUCAAAAUGCACGAUUUUGUACGACCCUUUCCAUUAGUGCCAGCGGAGGCGGCGGCCCUGCUGUAACAUAUAGAAUGCCCGUACGUGGAGUUGGAGGUAUAGCUGUGCUAACGGUGAAAGAUCGGGAGGAUUUGAAGAUUUCACGCAACGGCUCAUAUGUGCUGCAGUCGUCGUAUGAAUCUACGUUUUCUUUCACCCUAGUAAAUUCGGGGAAGCGGCAUGCUUUCGCGCGCGUGGUGGUAGUGUACUGCGGAGACUCCGGCAAUCCAGAGCAAAUUCCGGUUGAUAUACGUCCAUCACAUGGAGUUGUGAUUGGAAGGGAUGAGUCUAUGAAAAUAUCUGUUCGCUUGCGAUCACCGUUCCCGUCUUUUGAUUGGAGAUCCUCGCAGCACUCAAUCAUAUCGACGGCAUCUUCUGCUCAACAGCGAACAGCAAGCCCGCUGCAGGUCAUAGUAUAUUGGGGAGAAGAACGUACACGCCGAAGACUUCGAUGUUAUGAGGAGAAAGUUGGCACUAUUCACACAUGCGAGAAUCUGCAGUUCACGGAUAAGUAUGAUCGUGAAGAACCUGAUUUCGAACCACCAAAAGGUUAUCCGGUUUCCAAGGAGGAUGUUCGUCUUUUUGAUCAAGCUCUGAGAAUGCAUAUCAUUUAUGUUUGCUCUCCUCGUAUCCGCCCAAGAGCAUCACUGUCUUCGAAUUUGUCCCUCGAAAGAAGUCUGCAACCUGAAGAUACAUUCCGCGAAAGAACAGUCUACAAUACAUUGAUAGUGCCUGAUCAAACUAUUCGCGCUAAUACUAAGUUGCUAGAUUGAUGAUUCUUGACAUUUUACUCACUUCUAUGCAAACGCUGUAAUAGUGUAUGUACCCAUUCGAAAUUACUGUAGGCUCAAUUUCUACUCGAAUCACUUGUAACCAUUGCUCUGUGCUGCUUGCCAUCUAAUCUAACAUUACGGAGUACUUAGAAAAACACAUAUUUGUCUUGCAUAUAGUCUUUGUGAUAAUUCUGUGAAUGAAUAAUUAACUUAUGUAGUACUGCUUUGAAAAUGUGCAGGUU
Messenger RNA from Cylicocyclus nassatus, 2867 nucleotides. The record is from the annotation of a GenBank genome assembly. NCBI's taxonomy places the organism in Eukaryota, Metazoa, Nematoda, Chromadorea, Rhabditida, Strongylidae.